AUGCGCCUCAUUGAGGCAGUGAAGCAUAGCCGCUGUUUGUAUGACUCCACCGAUCGACAGUAUCGCAGUACCGAGUAUAAGAUAAAGGUGUGGAAUCGUCUUGUACAAGUACUUGGCUUUGAUGGAGAUUCAAGAACAUUGUAUGCUAGGUGGAAGCAACUCCGCGAUAAGUAUGGGAAAGAGAAACGAAAAGUAAAAUACCAGGGCGACCAAUCUACUUGGCAGUACUACAAACAUUUAUCUUUCCUGGAUCCUCAUAUGAUAGACAGACAGUCUGUAGAAUCUCCCGCUAGAAAAGAACACCCCGAUGUACAAGUAACAGUAACUGAUCCAUCUUUUGGCACUAAUUUGAUCGAAGAAGUUCGCUCUCAUCCUUGUCUUUUCGACAUUCGCGAUCCCAAGUAUAGGCAUUCUGAAUGUCGCAAUCAAGCAUGGAACAGCGUCAUUGCUCAUUUGAAUUAUCCAGGUACGUAUUGGAGAAUUCCUAACUUCGACUGAAA
This is a messenger RNA of Strongylus vulgaris, 500 nucleotides long. The record is from the annotation of a GenBank genome assembly. NCBI's taxonomy places the organism in Eukaryota, Metazoa, Nematoda, Chromadorea, Rhabditida, Strongylidae.